AUGUCAACAGUAAACACUGUAAUCAUAAGUAUAUCUGGUAUUGCACUACAGUACCAAAAACGAUGGAUCAAGGCCCCUGAAACGCAUACGCGCCAUAGCCCAUCAGACACGCCCGACGUAAAGUCAGCGGAUGUAUUUCAAUUUGCCGAAACGGAAACGCCAGAAAAUGCUCCUGAUGCAGGAACUACUUACAGCCCCUUCGUUGACGACUCUUGGACGACCGAGCCUGUAUCAGGCGGCGGCGAAGGGCCACUUGAAGUUGACGUUAACUAUCAGACUACAGUUAAUUUAAUCGAUGCAGAGGUAGACUAUCAGACUACAGGUUCUCCAGUCGGUGCUAAUACAGACGCUAACUACCAGACAAUUUACCCAAUUGACAAUGAUACAGAAGUUGAUUACCAAACUACAGGUCACUCACUUAGUGUUGAUGAUGGGUCUCAGACAGAAAGUUACGUGGAUAUUGGUGAUCCCACGAAAUAUAUAGAACCCGUUGAACCCACGGAUAUCAACAGAGCUUUAGAAAUUGACGAAGACCAGAUUAGGAACAUCAUUCGUGUCAGUCUAGAGAAGAAGGUGAACGGAGGAGAGAAUGGCGGGCCCUUCAGCCAUCGUGUCUUGGAGAUUGACGAGGAGGAGAUCAGAAACAGUAUUCGAGAGAGAGUACAAGAAGCCAACGAUAUGGAUGAGAAUAUCGUUCCGUCUUUCACGAGUGGUCGGCGAAAAGCAGAGGAAGAAGGGGGACAGGUAUCAGACGCAAGUAUGACAGAAACGUAUGGCCAUGGAGAGGGUGAUCCAAAGUUUUUCCUGAGUGAUGGAAACGCUGAUGUAUUGCUGGAAAGUGGAUGGGCUGAGGGAGAGUCAAACGGCGGGGAAGUAAUGGACAAAGAACUGGAAACGGAAGUAACAACGGAGCCAGACAUGGCUGGCGGGGGAGAAGUAGAGGACGACAACGCAGUGGACUGGGCAGCCACGCGAGUGAAGGGAGACGGCGAAAAGGACAAUAACAAACUCAGCACAGACGGAGAGCAGUCUCUGGAAGAAGGCUUUGACUCGUCCAUUGAGGAUGAAAAAGGCGAGAUCGACGGCGUAAAAGAAGAAGAAAAGGCAGGAGAAACAAUAAAUACCCAGACGAUAGGCGAGAGAAUAAUGGCGUUGGAGGAGGCGGACGAAAUCGAGCAGUUCGACCCGGAGAAGGUGGAGGAGAACCUGAAGCGUCUUGAGGGGUAUUUCAGAGAACUGAAAAAGAAAUCGAGUUUUGAGGGAAGGAGCGACAAAGGCCAAGCUGGCCUCUCCUCCCAGAGUCUGUGGGAGUACUUGCUGUCUUACGUAACGACAGACGACCAGGAGAAACCCAGCAAGACAUUACUUGUUGAGAAGACGCUUGCUCACCCGUGCGACAUGCUUAAGAGUAAUUUUCACUCAUGGAAGAGGCAUGCUACCCGCGUGAACGUGGUCGUGGUGGGCGGGGGCGUAGCUGGUCUGGCCGCCCUCAGGACUCUCACUAGCAUGGGCGUCGAGGAUGUCCUCCUUCUGGAAGCGACGAACCGGCUGGGCGGACGCAUUCACACCGUCAGGCAUGGCAUGACCGGCCUCGUUGUUCCUGAGAAUAAACAGUGGCAUCCAGCUGACAAGUACGAUUCAUGGCAGAGCAAAAUUGGAGACUGUAUUAAUGUAAUUCAGGAAGCUUUUUAA
Penaeus indicus is the source of this 1692-nucleotide messenger RNA. RefSeq lists its product as uncharacterized. The coding region runs from base 1 to 1692 and encodes 563 amino acids. Gene Ontology annotation, molecular function: polyamine oxidase activity. The record is from RefSeq and is a predicted model, not a curated record. Lineage: Eukaryota; Metazoa; Arthropoda; Malacostraca; Decapoda; Penaeidae. The transcript has 7 exons.